Lodderomyces pseudojiufengensis is the source of this 408-nucleotide messenger RNA. RefSeq lists its product as uncharacterized. The transcript has a single exon. Bases 1 to 408 code for a protein of 135 amino acids. The record is from RefSeq and is a predicted model, not a curated record. Lineage: Eukaryota; Fungi; Ascomycota; Pichiomycetes; Serinales; Debaryomycetaceae.
AUGUUUUUAAACAUACUAUGUUUUCAACUAAUAGCUAUAUCACUAGUGUCCGCAAAUCUAUUUGAUUUUAUAAAUAAUCAAUUCGGAGGAAAUAAUCAAAGACAAAAUCAAGGUGUUAAAAAUCCACAAGAAUAUGAAAGUAUGAUGCUAAAUCAAAAGUGUGAUCACUAUUUAUGUCCAGAUACUGGAAUAUGUGUCCAAGCCCCUAAAUUUUGUCCUUGUCCAUAUCCUUCUUCUCAAUUAAGAUGUUUUUUACCAGAUGGUAAAUAUAUAUGCAUUUCAAAACCAGCAGGAGAGGGAAUUAGUGAUAGAUAUAAUGAUAUAAAUACCAACUUCAAAAUUGAUGCUAAAGAUGAUAAUAUACGUGAUUGUGGUUGGGUUAAUAGAGCUUGGAGAGGAUUUGAAUAA